GGAGCGGAGCGUCGUUCCAUUUCCCCUGCCUUGCCCUCCCUUCGCCUCCACUCCACCUCUCUGCCUCUGCGUCGACCAUUUCUCCCAGCCCCGAGCGCCCCACCCUCGCCUCGCCGCUGGCCUCGCGUCCCCGAUGGCGGCGACGGCGGCGGUGGCGAUCCACCAGUUCGCCGAGUGCAUCACCUGCCACGCCUGGAGCCCCGACCAAUCGAUGAUUGCCUUUUGUCCAAACAACAAUGAAGUGCAUAUUUAUAAGUUUUUCACAGACAAGUGGGAGAAACUUCAUGUUCUGUCAAAGCAUGAUCAAAUAAUUUCGGGAAUAGAUUGGAGUAGAUCAUCCAACAAAAUUGUAACAGUUUCACAUGAUAGAAAUUCAUAUGUUUGGACACAAGAAGGAUCUGAUUGGGUACCUACCCUUGUUAUUCUAAAAUUAAACCGUGCAGCUUUAUGUGUUCAAUGGAGCCCGAAAGAAAACAAGUUUGCUGUGGGAAGUGGUGCCAAAUCUGUGUGUAUUUGCUACUAUGAACAGGAAAACAACUGGUGGAUUAGCAAGGUUAUCAGGAAAAGGCAUGAAUCUUCUGUCACUAGUCUCGCAUGGCAUCCAAACAAUAUAUAUCUUGCAACAACGUCUACUGAUGGUAAAUGCAGAGUAUUCUCUACUUUUAUCAAGGGUGUGGAUACAAGGGGAUCGCAAUCAAGCACUGCAACUGAUUCAAAAUUUGGAGAGCAAAUUGCUCAACUUGAUUUAUCAUCUACCUGGGUAUUUGGUGUAAGGUGGUCAGCAAGUGGAAAAACAUUGGCAUAUGCAGGGCACAACUCCAUGAUUUAUUUCGUUGAUGAAGUUGAAUCGGCUCCUGCUGCACAAAAUUUGGCGCUGCGUGAUCUGCCUCUCCGUGAUGUUCUUUUUGUCUCUGAGCGCAUGGUGAUUGGAGUCGGAUUUGACUGCAAUCCUAUGAUCUUUGCUGCUGACGAGACUGGACUUUGGAGUUUUGUAAGAUUCUUGGAUGAGAGGAAAGCUAUUCCAUCAACUUCUAAAGCCUCACAGCUCUCUGAAGCCCUUGGAAAGCUAUAUGGCCAAUCAAAGCAAGGGACUAGUAGUGACUCCGUUGAACCAUCAAAGCCUCGUGGUGGUGCCCAUGAGAAUUGCAUAACGUGCAUCGUACCGUUGACAAAAGGACGUGAUGGUACUAUAAAACGGUUCAGCACGUCAGGAUUGGAUGGUAAGAUUGUGGUAUGGGAUUUGGAAAACCAUAUCACAAUUGCAAAAUAGCUCAAAGGAAGGUUUCAUAUCGAUCAAAUUGAAUGAACUUCUGCCGUUACCCAUCGUAAUCAUGGACCUUUCUCGGCAGCGGGUCCUGCAGGUUUUCAAGAUCCAGGGCCAGCCAGGUAGAUUGCUUAUUUUGUUGUACCUGUACACAAAAACGUUUCUUUAGCGUAGGAGCAGCUUGCAUCUAUCAAGUAGCAUCAUUUUUGGCGAGUAAUUUUGUCUUUUGAAUCCCAUAUAUUGUGUAACCUGUAUAAUUCUAGCUAGGUAGGCAAUGACUUGAUUCGGCAUUUUCCAGUGUUCUUUCAGCGCCUGUGUAAAAUAACCACACGUGGAAUUUAUCCGCGGAUGCUUUUACUGGUACUUGUGGACA
Panicum hallii is the source of this 1637-nucleotide messenger RNA. Its product is annotated as actin-related protein 2/3 complex subunit 1B-like. The record is from RefSeq and is a predicted model, not a curated record. Bases 134 to 1270 code for a protein of 378 amino acids. The transcript is spliced from 15 exons. Gene Ontology annotation, cellular component: actin cytoskeleton; Arp2/3 protein complex. Gene Ontology annotation, molecular function: actin filament binding. Lineage: Eukaryota; Viridiplantae; Streptophyta; Magnoliopsida; Poales; Poaceae. Gene Ontology annotation, biological process: Arp2/3 complex-mediated actin nucleation.